GUAAAGACAAGACAUUCCAGAGAGAAUGAAGAACCAUGUGAAUCAGGAACGAGCUCUACAUCCCAGUAACGAAGCAAUACGACAACACCGUCAUUACCACGUAAACUGUACUUACGGCGGUCGUAAUCGAAAGUCCUAGAAAUUAUAUCCAUCACCGAAAGCGCGCAGGCGACCGACUGUGCGCAGUUCGUUCGAGUGCCACCGGGUUCUUCGUCCUUGACCGGUUCACAGUUCGCGGUUACAACCCUCUUUCCACUUGGCGUGCCGGAGCGUGCAUGCCGAGCGACGCGAUCGCGGUUCGAACGCCCGAAGUACCGCGGACGUCGGGCCGGGCGAUUUGAAUGGGAGGGUCCGGGAAAAUAUAAUGAUUCGAUAUAUUGUAACGUGGAGUUGGCGCAACGAAGAGCGUUUGGGGAGGGGCGAGAGGAGACAAGAAGGCGAAAAAAUCUACUUGGCGGACGGACGGACAGGCCGAGCGUAACUGGCAGAACUGCGUACCGCGGUGGCGGUACGCUGUACGCGAGGGAAAUGUCCACUGUUGCGACGAGUCCCGAGUCCCGAAUCCCGAGGUGCGACGCCCAACAUUCAGGAAGGGAGAGGGACGAGUCCGGGACGAGACGCAUCGUGCUCCUGCGGCAGGAUCUGGCGGGCGCGCGGACCCUGUGAGGACGGGAGGCAAGUAGUAGUACCUACGCUGGCAUGCGCGAACCGGGCGAAUUACGUCCCCAAGCGGGACAGGGCCCGAGUCCUGACCUAAGCAGGGUCAUGAGCAUGACCAGCGCAGUGGCAAAUCAGUCAGUGCACGGACGGACGGACGGCUGCCUGCUCACCCUCGCGCUGACGAGACGACCGGGCCAGCGUUGCGCGACGUUCAGUACUCAGAGGAAUUUAGUACGUACUGUACAUGAAGUCGUCGAGGGGGCGACUCUAAUGCGCACCUGCCUGUCCCUUCGCUGCUCUCGUUCCUUCCCCUUCCUCUUCCUCUUCCGCCCAUUCGCAAGCCAUGACGCGGAUUCGCAACACGCCUACUGCACUGCACAGUCCCUGCCUAGGCCAGCAGCAGCUCUACUAUAGGCUAGGCUGCUCUAGACGGGGUUUGCUAGUCUCGCCUAGGCUACUCUACGCUAGCCUAGGCUCUAGGCAGGCAAGGAAGCGAACGCGAGAAGGUCCGUAGCUUCGGAGGCGCGUGUGGGCUCCAUACCGUACUGGAGCAAGCCCCAGCCCCGGCCUGCCAAGUCACGGCCGGGCAGAUCGGGCAGACCGGGCAGACCGGGGUCGACUUGACUUAAUUCCCCGGGCUCGUCUUGCUCCCCCGUUUCCUUCGCUUGGCUUGGCUUGACUUGACUCCUGCGGCUUUGUUGCUUGUUCGCUCGUUGGUCCUUCAGCCUUCUUCUUGUUUCUUCUUCUUCUUCUUCUUCAACGUCUCCCUCGUCCUCGUCCCUGGGGCUUUCUUGUUUGGCUGCUGUUUGGUUUGGUUUGGCUUUCUGCAUCUGGAGGCGCGGGGGCUGGAGAUGGUGGCUGCUGCUGCUGCUGCUGUCUGCAUCUUCCUCGGCAUUGGCGUGCGCAUCGUGUGUUUAUAGGGGAGCGGGAUAGGGAGGCUGAGGGGCGCGGGUGCUUGCCUCGCCUGGCCGUGCCUGGCUGUUGCACGGACGACUGGCACAAGUGGAGCGAGCUUACUAAAGCCCGUGGGAUGGCGAGCUAGCCGCAAAGUGAAGUCCGACGC
Molecule: messenger RNA, 1723 nt
Organism: Marchantia polymorpha subsp. ruderalis
Lineage: Eukaryota; Viridiplantae; Streptophyta; Marchantiopsida; Marchantiales; Marchantiaceae
Source: the annotation of a GenBank genome assembly